AUGCCGGCUGUGACGUUGUCAGGCCCCUCACGCACGAACCCGACCGGCGAGGAGACGGCGAUGCUCCGGAGAGCUAGCAUCAACGCUCGCAGGAGGGACUGGGCCAAGCUUCCACGGGACCUUGCGGCGGAGAUCGCCGGCUGCCUCCUCGGCAUCGACCUGAGCGAGUACAUCCGCUUCCGCGCGGUGUGCAAGCCGUGGCGGCGGUCCACAGACGACCCGCGCCUCCUCAACAGCCGCUUCUUCCCCCGCAACUGGGUCUUGCUCACAAACUACGGCAAGGGCGACCACACGCGCCGCCAUCUGCUCAACGUCGCCACGGGCGCCUCUAUCGUCGACGACUUCCCGGAGUUCUCCGGGCGCCACCCGCUGGGACACGCCGAGGGCCUCCUCGUCCUCUCGAACACGGAGACAUCUGGCAUCCGCCUCUUCAACCCGCUCACGCACGCGAUGACGGAUCUCCCGGACGUGUCCUCCUCCACCUCGAUCAGCGCGCUCAAGGCCGAGACGGGCUUCGGCACAGGAUUGUACUACAGGGGUUUCGGCGUCAUCGACGGCGGCGGCGGCGGCGGCGCGGCCUCCCCGCCGACGGUGGUGGCUUUUAUUUCUGGGAAGGUCCCGCUGCUCGCCUUCAUCAGGCCCGGGGAAUCGCACUGGGCUCUCGCCGACACGAGCGCGCUGACCUGCGGAGCGCACCAGGUGUCCGUGCUCUCGCUGCGCGGCCGCUUCUACCUGUCGACGUCCACGGGAGACGUGCUCACCGUGGAGCUCCACCCGGUGCCCCGGCUGGUGCACGUGGUUAGGAAUAGGAAGACAGCACCCCCGGCGACGACCACCACGGUUCCGGCCACCAUCUGCUCCUUCUAUCUUGCCCCGUCCGGCAACGACGACGCGCGGGAUGCUCAUGAUCAUGGUGCACACCAGCGGAGAAAACGAAUUCGAUGA
Messenger RNA from Miscanthus lutarioriparius, 945 nucleotides. Lineage: Eukaryota; Viridiplantae; Streptophyta; Magnoliopsida; Poales; Poaceae. The record is from the annotation of a GenBank genome assembly.